UCCAUUUAAGCCAAAGAGCAAAAAGAAAGUGACUUCAUUUGAGAGACUCAAGUCUCACAUCCUGUGAACAUGGAUCUCCUCCAUAGCAAUGGAGUGCUCAUAAUUCAGCAUUUGCAGAAGGAUUACAGGUCUUACCAGAGCUUUCUAAAUUUCAUGUCACACGUUGGAGAUCCUCGGAAUAUUUUUUCAAUUUAUUUCCCUCUUUGGUUCCAGCUUAACCGAGUGGUUGGGACAAAAAUGAUCUGGGUAGCAGUGAUUGGCGAUUGGUUCAAUCUUAUAUUUAAAUGGAUUUUAUUUGGUCAUCGGCCAUAUUGGUGGGUCCAAGAAACCAUGAUCUAUCCUAAUCAAACAAGCCCAUGUCUUGAGCAGUUUCCCAUAACAUGCGAAACAGGACCAGGAAGCCCCUCUGGCCAUGCCAUGGGAUCUUCAUGUGUUUGGUACGUAAUGGUGUCAGCAGCUCUCAGCUAUACAGUGAGACAGAAAGAUAAGUCAGCCAUCAACCUUCACAGACUCAUCUGGUCUUUCCUGUGGAGUGUGUUCUGGAUUAUACAGAUCAGUGUGUGCGUUUCAAGAGUAUUUAUAGCGACACAUUUCCCUCAUCAAGUUAUCCUUGGAGUAAUUGCUGGUAUGCUUGUUGCAGAAGCAUUUGAAUAUGCUCCAGCCAUUCAGACAGCAAGUUUAAAAACAUACAUCCAGACAAAUGUGUUUCUCUUUGUUUCUGCUCUUGGCUUCUAUCUGGUUCUCAAGCUUAUCGACAUAGACCUUCUGUGGUCUGUACCAAAGGCAAAGAAAUGGUGUGCCAAUCCAGAGUGGAUCAAUAUUGACACGACUCCCUUUGCUGGACUGAUGAUCAUACAUGUGUUUUAGGAGGCAUUGUUUUUGAAGAAGUAUCCUGUCCUGCAUGUGGAAGCAGUAAGAACAUCUGUUCUAGGAUGGUGUCCGCCUCUUGUGAUG
Molecule: messenger RNA, 954 nt
Organism: Sceloporus undulatus (fence lizard)
Lineage: Eukaryota; Metazoa; Chordata; Lepidosauria; Squamata; Phrynosomatidae
Gene: G6PC2
Product: glucose-6-phosphatase catalytic subunit 2
Exons: 6
Coding region: 70-867 (265 amino acids)
Biological process (GO): gluconeogenesis; glucose 6-phosphate metabolic process
Cellular component (GO): membrane
Molecular function (GO): glucose-6-phosphatase activity
Source: RefSeq, a predicted model, not a curated record